This is a messenger RNA of Effrenium voratum, 2310 nucleotides long. Lineage: Eukaryota; Dinophyceae; Suessiales; Symbiodiniaceae. The record is from the annotation of a GenBank genome assembly.
AUGGCAGAGAAGCGCGUGGAUCCUGCAACUGGAGAGGCAGUUACGCUGAAGGAGCUGAUGGCACACUACAAGGGGACGUACAAGAAGAGGGAGGUUGAGGACUACUGGGACGGCUAUUGCAAGGUCCCCAAGUCAAAGGCAAAGGAGAAGAAGCCGGCCAAGGAGCAGAAGCCUGAGCCGAAGGCCAAGGCCAAGGCAAAGGCCAAGGCGGAGGCGAAGCCGAAGGCAAAGGCAAAGCCUGCGACCAAGCCGGCAGAAGAUGUUGAGGCCAAGGGCAUCCGUACAGGCAAGGAUGGUGGCGCCUCGGCCCUGGCAAAGCUGCGCACCUUCAGCAAAUGCGUGCUGGCUGAGUACGUGUGGCUGGAUGCUGAUGGUGUGACACGAUCCAAGACCAUGACCAUGACUGCGAGGCCGCUGAAGGUCAGCGACCUCAAAGUGUGGAACUAUGAUGGCAGCAGUACAGGACAGGCGGAGGGCAGCAAUUCCGAGGUCCUUCUGAAGCCUCGAGCCAUUUUCAAUGAUCCGUUCCGCGGCUACCCGCACGUGAUGGUCCUCGCAGAUGCCUGGAACGCCUGGGAUGACAAGCCUGCCAAGAACAACACGCGCGUGGCGUGCGCCGAGACUAUGGACAUGUAUCGCUCGCUGGACCCUUGGUUCGGCAUCGAGCAGGAAUACACCCUGAUGAAGCCAGGAAAGGUUGGCCUGAAGUCAGCCGUCCCACUGGGCUUCAAUGCUGACGGCAGCGAGCCUGCGCCACAGGGGCCUUACUACACAGGUGCAGGCUUCAAUGUGGCCAUUGGUCGGCCUGUCGCAGAUGAACACUACAAAAUGUGCCUGGAGGCUGGCAUCAAGAUCUCUGGCAUCAACGCUGAGGUGAUGCCUGGGCAGUGGGAGUUCCAGGUUGGCCCUUGCCGUGGCAUUGAGAUGGGCGACCACCUCAUCAUGUCGCGCUACAUCAUGCUGCGAGUGACAGAGAAGCAUGACUGCAUUUGCUCCUUCGACCCAAAGCCAAAGGAGGGUGACUGGAAUGGUGCGGGAUGCCACACCAAUUUCUCAGUGGAGCCUAUGCGCGCGGCUGGGGGCUACGACUGCAUCGUGAAGGUCUGCGAGGCCUUUGGCAAGGCCACGAAGGAUCACAUCAAGGAGUACGGUGAAGACAACGACAAGCGCCUCACCGGCAAGCAUGAGACCUGCGACAUCAACACUUUCAAGUACGGCGUGGCCAACCGCGGGGCCUCCAUCCGCAUCCCCCGCGAUGCUGAAAAGAGCGGCCGCGGGUACAUGGAGGACCGCCGCCCUGGUGCCAACUGUGAUCCUUACAGAGUCACCAACAUCAUCAUGAAGACCACCGGUGAGUGCCUUGCUGCGGAGACGAUCGAGGCCGGUGCAAAGAUGCACACAGCUUUCGUCUUCAUCAAGCCUCAUGCAGUGUACGACAAAGUGAAAGAGCUGGUAAAGGACAAGCUCGUCGCCGAGGGCAUGACAAUCCUCAAAGAGGGACAGAUCAAGGCAGAGGUCAUUGACAAGAAGAAGCUCAUUGACACACACUACGGCGCCAUCGCUGCCAAGGCGGUGUCAAUGAAGCCGUCGCAGCUGACGGUGCAGGAGAAGGCUCAGCAGGAGUUUGAGAAACAGCUGCUCGCCGAGUUCGGGGUCGCAUGGAGCAAGGUGAUGGAAGAGGGCCUUGUCUUCAACGCCCUGGACGGUGCCAAGAAGCUGGGAAUUUCUUCAGAUGAGCUUGGCAAGAAGUACGACACCCUGAAGAAGGGUGAGGACAUCAUCAAGUUUGGCGGCGGCUUCUACUGCGGCAAGGUGGAUUCCAUCUACGUCAUCAACGGCUUUUACAUGAACAUGCGCUCGAAGUUUACAGCGCCAGGUACCAGCAUCUACUACUACGAGGUGGAGUGGCCGGCGGAGAAGAUGAAGUGGGCAGACUUCCGAGGCAAAAUGCUGGGGCCAACGGAUCCGGCCACAGCCCCGACUGGAUCUAUCCGAAAUGAGAUCUACAACAAGUGGGCUGAGUUGGGAUUGAAGGCGCAACCAGACACUGGCGACAAUGGAGUGCAUGCGUCCGCUAGCCCUUUCGAGGCCCUCGCUGAGCGCAGCAAUUGGCUGCGUGCCUCCAUCACCAAAGAUCCCUUUGGCAAGGCUGUUCUGGCCAGCGGAGUGACCAUGCACAUGAUCAAGGAAUGGUUUGACGACCCGGCGGUUUCCUUCGAGGGAGGAAAGAAGUCUCUGUUCGAUCUUGUGGAGGAUCUUGACGCGGCAGAGUGCCUGAAGAAGCUCAAGGCGAUUGCCGCAGAGAAUUGA